Molecule: messenger RNA, 2994 nt
Organism: Pseudozyma flocculosa PF-1
Lineage: Eukaryota; Fungi; Basidiomycota; Ustilaginomycetes; Ustilaginales; Ustilaginaceae
Exons: 2
Coding region: 1-2994 (997 amino acids)
Biological process (GO): mRNA splicing, via spliceosome
Cellular component (GO): U2-type catalytic step 2 spliceosome; cytosol; U4/U6 x U5 tri-snRNP complex
Molecular function (GO): U5 snRNA binding; GTPase activity; translation elongation factor activity
Source: RefSeq, a predicted model, not a curated record
AUGGACGACUAUGACGAGUUCGGCAACUACAUCGGGCCUCUCUCCGACUCCGACGAGGGCUCUCAGGACGAGCAGGACGUCUCCUACGGCCAGCAACAGCAGCAGCAGCAGCAGCAGCCCGAAGAUGACAUGCCACCGCUAGAGGAGCCCGAGCCGUUGGAAGGCUACGACGACGGCGACGUGCCCAUGGACGAAGAGGGCAACUUCCGGCCAGAACUCCAGAUGAUCCGCGUAGACGAGGCAUCCUCAAACGCAGUCGUCCUCCACGAGGACAAAAAGUACUACCCGACCGCAGAGGAAAUCUACGGCGAGGACGUCGAGGCCCUCGUCCAGGAGGAGGACGCGCAGCCCCUCACGCAGCCCAUCGUCGAGCCCGUCAAGGUGCGCCGCUUUGCCAUCCAGGAGGAAGGGCUGCCAGAGACGCGCUUCGAGCGCGAGUUCAUGGUCAACCUCAUGGGCUUCCCCGACAUGGUCCGCAACGUCGCCGUCGUCGGCCACCUCCACCACGGCAAGACCAGCCUGAUGGACAUGCUCGUCUUUGAAACGCACAAGAUGGAGGUCAACGUCGACAAGCACACCCGCUACACCGACUCGCACCUCCUCGAGCGCGACCGCGGCAUCUCGAUCAAGUCGGCGCCCCUCUCGCUGGCGCUCCAGUCGACGCGCGGCAAGAGCUACCUCUUCAACAUGAUCGACACGCCUGGCCACACCAACUUCCAGGACGAGGUGGCCGCCGGCGUCCGGCUGGCCGACGGCGUCAUCCUCGUCGUCGACGUCGUCGAGGGCGUCAUGUGCAACACCGAGGCCACCAUCAAGCACGCCAUCCGCGAGGGCCUGCCCAUCGUGCUCGUCCUCAACAAGAUCGACCGCCUCAUCCUCGAGCUGCGCCUGCCGCCGCGCGAGGCCUACUUCAAGAUCCGGCACGCCAUCGAGGAGGUCAACAACGUCAUCGGCUCCUGCGAUCCCGACCCGGCGAGGCGGCUGGGCCCCGAGCGGGGAAACGUCGCCUUUGCCAGCACCCAGACGGGCUGGUGCUUUACGCUGCGCAGCUUCGCCAAGCUCUACGCCGACACCUACGGCGGCGUCGACGUCGACGAGUUCGCAAAGAGGCUGUGGGGCAACAUCUACUUUAGCGACGAGUCGCGCAACUUUUCGAGAAAGGCGCCCGACCCCGAAGCCAAGCGCAGCUUCGUCCACUUUAUCCUCGAGCCCCUCUACAAGCUCUAUACCCAGGUGCUCUCGUCGGACACCGACAGCCUGCGGCAGACGCUCGUCGGGCUCGGCAUCCACCUCAAGCCGGCCGUGUUCAAGAUCGACGUGCGGCCGCUGCUCAAGAUUGUGCUCAACCAGUUCUUUGGGCCGAGCAGCGGCCUGGUCGACAUUGUCGUCGACCACGUGCCGAGCGCCAAGGAGGCCGCCAGGGCCAAGGUCGACCGCACCUACACGGGCCCGCGCUCCGGACCCGUCUACGAUGCCAUGGCGGCGUGCGAUGCCGACGGCCCGCUGGUGGUCCAGGUGACGAAGCUGUACCAGACCAUCGACGCCACCGACUUCCGCGCGUUCGGCCGGGUGCUGAGCGGCACCGCGCGGCCAGGGACGGGCGUCAAGGUGCUGGGCGAGGGCUACUCGCAGGAAGACGAGGAGGACAUGGUGCUGGCGACGAUCGAAAGUACCUGGAUCAGCGAGACGCGGUACGCCGUCGAGACCGAGGGCGUGCCGGCGGGCAGCUGGGUGCUGCUGAGCGGCGUCGAGGCGUCGAUCUCCAAGACGGCCACCAUCGUCGAUGCGUCGCUCGGCUCGGACGACACCCACAUCCUGUCUCCGCUGUCGCACAUGACCGAGAGCGUGCUCAAGGUGGCCGUGGAGCCGCUCAACCCGUCGGAGCUGCCCAAGAUGCUCGAGGGCCUGCGCAAGAUCAACAAGAGCUACCCGCUCGCCGUGACAAAGGUCGAGGAGAGCGGCGAGCACAUCAUCCUCGGCACGGGCGAGCUCUACCUCGACUGCGUCAUGCACGACCUGCGCAUCCUGUUUAGCGAGAUCGAGAUCCGCAUCAGCGAUCCCGUCGUCAAGUUCUGCGAGACGGUCGUCGAGACGAGCGCGGUCAAGUGCUACGCCGCGACGCCCAACAAGAAAAACAAGCUCACCGUCAUCUGCGAGCCGCUCGAGAAGGGCAUCGCCGAGGACAUCGAGAGCGGCAGGAUCAACAUCCGGAUGCCGCCCAAGCAGCUGGGCAAGGUCUUUCAGGAAAAGUACGGCUGGGACCUGCUGGCCUCGCGGUCCAUCUGGGCCUUUGGUCCCGACGACAACGGGCCCAACAUCCUCGUCGACGACACGCUGCCGUCCGAGGUGGACAAGAAGCUGCUCUACACGGUGCGCGAGAGCAUCAAGCAGGGCUUCCAGUGGGGCACCCGCGAGGGCCCGCUGUGCGACGAGCCGAUCCGCAACGUCAAGUUCCGCAUCCUCGACGCCUCGCUCGCCCCGGAGCCCAUCCACCGCGGCGGCGGCCAGAUCAUCCCCACGGCCCGCCGCGCGUGCUACGCCGCCUUCCUGAUGGCCACGCCGCGGCUGAUGGAGCCCAUCUACUUUGUCGAGGUGCAGGCGCCCGCCGACUGCGUCUCGGCCGUCUACACGGUGCUGGCGAGGCGGAGAGGCCACGUGACCCAGGACGUGCCCAAGCCCGGUUCGCCGCUCUACACCGUCCGCGCCUACAUCCCCGUCAUGGACGCCAACGGCUUCGAGACCGACCUGCGCACCCACACGCAGGGCCAGGCCUUCUGCCUCCAGAUGUUCAGCCACUGGAGCGUCGUCCCCGGAUCGCCGACCGACACGAGCAUCAACCUGCGGCCCCUCGAGCCCGCGCCGCCCCUCGGCCUCGCGCGCGACUUUGUGCUCAAGACGCGGAGGAGAAAGGGCCUGGGCGAUACGAUCGCGGUCAGCUCGUACCUCGAUGCCGAGAUGACGGUCGCCCUCGCGCAGGCCGGCAUCGAGGUUUAG